Molecule: messenger RNA, 5781 nt
Organism: Varanus komodoensis (Komodo dragon)
Lineage: Eukaryota; Metazoa; Chordata; Lepidosauria; Squamata; Varanidae
Gene: PARM1
Product: prostate androgen-regulated mucin-like protein 1
Exons: 4
Coding region: 140-1081 (313 amino acids)
Cellular component (GO): late endosome; Golgi apparatus; plasma membrane
Source: RefSeq, a predicted model, not a curated record
AGUGCAGCUGGUCCUGCCUGCAGGAUCGCGCCAAGUUGCGCAAGAAGGCGCCCCUGGGCCGAGCGUGAGUGCUUUGCCCUGGCCACCAUCUCCAGGGGCUCCGCGCCGGGCGUCCCCGCCGCAGAAGGCUCUGCGCACGAUGGCUCACCAGGAAUACCGGGCUCUUUCUGCCCUUUUCUUCGUUGUCACAGUGGCAGGAUUACAUAUCAACUUUGCAUCUUCAACCAGUGCCCCUACUAUCAACACACCUACUCCCUUAAAAAUAGCUACCUCAGGAAGAACCACAUCUGAUGAUCAGACUCCUAUAUCCAAUGGCAUCACUUCAAUUAUCACCAUGCCAGUAACUGCAGCAUCAGCCUCUGUUUCCCUUAGGAUCACUUCAGGACGUACAGAGCAAGAUCAUUCCACAGUUUCUACUGAUGGUGCCUCCACAGUGGACAUUUUGGCUACAACACCCCUAUCAAGAACUGUUUCCAGAGCUAAAUCAUCCCCACAGUCAAGCACUGGAUCACAAAGUACAGAAAACAGCGUGGCCUCUGUGACAUCAGUUGCUAGUUGUACAACAAAUACCAUUCGCCCUUCAGAAACCCUGGGAAUCACCUCUUCAUACAUUAGAACAGCAUUAUCUACCAUUGUUGCUUCAACUGAUAUCACAAACCUUAGCGCAACUGUCCCUACCCAGUUGCCAAACACAGAAACAGCAGCAGUAACUGUGACCACAAGCAAGAAACUCCCUACUGAGGAGACAACAUCUAGGGAGGCUCCUGUGGCACCCACUUCCCCAAGCCCCAUAGAAAGGCUUACACCUUCACAAAUGCAUUUAGGAAGUAAAUCUACUCCUGACACCUCCCUUACUGAUGGCACCACUUUCUCUGCUGGCAUAACCAUACAAGAGGUCCCACAUGCUUUGAGUUCAGGAAGCAUUGCAGCCAUUACUGUAACAGUGAUUGUAGUGGUACUGGUGGUGUUUGGCCUAGCCACAUUCCUGAAGAUCAGGCAUUCUUCUUAUGGACGACUCUUUGAUGAUCAUGACUAUGGAUCCUGGGGAAACUACAACAAUCCUCUCUAUGAUGACUCUUAAGCAAAGAAAGUUAAUCAAGCCAAAAACUUGGCUUGUAUUUAUGAAGCACUUAUUUCACUUCAACUGCCGUGGUCUGAUAGCCUUCUACAUCCAACUUCUGUGUUUUUCACUCUUCCAUCUGUUUUAUCUGAUGUACGAUCCUGAUUUCAAUACACAUCAGAAUCUGCAAAAUGAAUUGGACUGCAAUGAAGCUUACAGCAAGAAAGCAGGCAAGAGCUGGAAUGUGUAACCACAAGAAUAUUUACUCAUAGGCAUACUAGGUCCAAACCUUACUUAUAUAAUGUUGUUAGAAUCUCUGCAAAGGGAGGAAAAGAUCGUGGAAAGUUUCUGUAUCAGUAUUACUUGUGACUGAAUUCCCAGCAGCUUGUAGAUGAAAAGGCUUAGUGGGAGAUCUUCCAGGCAGAAAGAAUGUGGCUUCUUUAGUAAUUAACUACCAAACGUUUGCCAAACAGAUAGCUUAGGAGGGACUCAGAAAAUUAAUACCCAUCUUGGCUCUUGUUUUAUUGGCUUUACCAGGUUGUCUCCAUAGGAAAUUCAAAUUUAGGAAGGCUGGGAAAAACCUCAUACUAUUGCUGAAGUUCUUGUGAAGUGUCUUGUCCCAUAUCUGUUUUAACAGGGAAGGGCAAAACUACACUGAGCUAUCUCUACAAAUGGCAGCCAAAUGCCAUGUUAUUUUUCAUGGUCUGUGUGCAUCACACAUAUGGGGCUCCUCACACAUGCACGGAGCAGUUUUAGGGAAGAUUCCAAAGCUAAUUAAUUAUUAUUCAGUGGAUGCCCAGCCCCCAACGUGACUAGCGUGAGGGUGGGGCUCCCACCGAGACCUCAGUUCUUCGACCACCAUUGUGAGCACAUUGGGAAGUUCCUUCUCUUAUUUACCUCACAAAAUUAUUUGUCUUUGACGAGUUUUUGCUACCAGUCAUUUCUUCUCACUAGAAGAGAAAGAGAGAGAGAGAGAAUAAUUUUAAAAUCAGACCUUGGACGACAAGAGUUCUCAGUGGGAGAACCUUUGCCCGCUAACCCUGCCCUACCUCGCGCCUCAUUGAACUAACGAAAUGGCAUUGAAGGCUCCUUUCGGCAAUUGCACCACGUGCAGUAGUAAACUCCCUCCUACAGACAGCCAUCCCCUUUGCCUUUUCUGCCUCCGAGAAUCUCAUGUCAUAGAAUCCUGCUAUCACUGCCAAGCUUUUACCAAGCAGGCAAGGAAACACUGAGCUUACUGGCUAAAAGCCAGACUUUGCAUCUGUGCCCUGCUUGCAGAGGGUCCUCAUUCAUCUAACUUGGGGGCCCCAAUUCUCCCAACCACGGAGGAGAUGUUUGCUCCUCCAUCAGCUAAAAUUCCUAAAACAAUGAAACAGAAAAAAACAGACGAGAAGGCAAAGUCCUCCAAAUUACUUAUCCUUAACAAAGAGAAGGAGAGUGCUAAGAGUGGCCAAAAAUGCACGGAUUCUCCACCAUCUGUCAGUCUCCCAUGUACCGUAGCAAGAAUAGAGCUACCCUUCUGCUCCGAUACCAAGACAGUCUCAGGAGCUUCCCUCCCAACCGAAAAGCACCUUAGUUUCAGAGGGGGAGAUGUGUGAUCCAGCUCCAGCUCCACUCUCAAAACCCAAGCACCCAUUGGUACAGAGGCAAACCUUGCCUGUGCCCUUGAUCCCUAGUGUAUUUCUCCAUUCAGAACAGCAAAGACAUAGACAUUGUUCUCGCUCUCAUUUGACUGAGACCUCACACAGAAGACAUCAAACUCCGUUGGGACAUCAAGGGGACAUCAAUACCAACUACUGUGUUGAGCAAUGGGGAUCCAUAAACUCCAGGCACGAAGGCUCCCAUUGAAGCCCCUAUGGGUCCCAUCGGGAUUCUAUACCAGGACCACGGUGUGUUCCUCCCUUUUCCAAGCCUGUUCAGGAACGUACCCAGGCAACUAUCCCUCGCGUGUCGACCUCCUUUUAGCAUACUUAGCCACCACACAAACCAAACCAAAUCAGUCAGACAUAGACCAGUUCAUUUCAAUUUCGGUCAUCUCCCUUCUGGACCGACACUCUGACUUACCACCUGGUACUUCUAUACCAACAUUAGAUUUUCCUCACACACCAGAGAACUUGGGCCUCUUUUCUUCCCACGUUCCCCACAUGGCUCACAGUCUUGGGCUCAACCGUAGACAGGAACCCACCAGAGUGAAAGAACCAGUCUUUGAAGUGGUCCAUGUGGAGUCUGCCGGUCCAGUCACCAUCCCGCUUCUACCAACCUUCUCUCAGCAGGACUUCUCCAAGUGCCACAAAUGGGAACUACACGCCAUGGUCUUCAAUCCCUUUGGAAUUGUUGGGGUGUUUCUCAGGUAGAUCCAAUCACUACCAAACACAACACCAUGUGUUCAAGAGCAGGCCUGGGCACUCCCUCCCUCGGAGAUGCAUUUCUGCUAUCCUGGAACAGGAACCUGUUCUACCUGUUUCUCCUGUUCCCCCUGAUCCCAAAAGUCCUCACAAAAAUCUCUUGAGACCUCACCAAUGUCAUCCUAUUACACCAUGGUAGCUCAGACAGCACUGGCUCCUUCUCCUGCUUGACCUUUCCAACAGGAUGUUCCUCCACGUGCUGUAUCAUAUGGACCUCCUUUCUCAGGACCACAGCAAAACCUUCCAUCUCAACCUGACUAUUCUCAAACUCACCACAUGGAUAAUUCAACAGAGCCCGCACCACUGAUAGACAUCCCUCCUGACCUCAGAGCUGUGAGGCUUCUUUUAAUCCAUUUACUCAAAAAUCAUAUGAUGCUAAGUGGACAGUAUUCACUAUCUUCACAAGGCAACAUGACUUCUCUCCAGCCAUAGCCUCUCCCGUUCAAAUCCUCCUCUUCCUUAACUCCGUGAAUAAGAAGGGUCUCUCCUACUCCUCCAUCAGGGUGUACACGGCUGCCAUAUCAGCUUUCCAUGCUCCUAUUCUAGGACAUACAGCUUUCUCCCAUCCUGUAAUUUGUAUGUUCCUCAAAGGGGUCCUCAAUUUAGCCCCUCCCAUCAGAUGCCCUUCUCCAUCCUGGAGCCUCUCAGUCAUCCUCCAUGCUUUCACUAACCCUCCCUUUGAGUCAAAAGUUUCCUCUGAUCUAUGCCUUUUUUCCCAGAGAGCAACCCUUUUGGUUGCUGUCAUCUCUGUCCUCAGAGCUGUUGAACUUGCAGCUCUCAGAACUGAGCCUCCUUCUGUCACCCUGUCUAUUUAACUUAUACGCAGAGCACAUCAUGUGAAAGUGUGGCUAGACGAAUCACAAGUUAGAAUUAAGAUUGCCAGGAGAAAUAACAACCUCAGAUAUGCAGAUGACACCACUCUAAUGGAACUAAAGAGCCUCUUGAUGCGGGUGAAAGAGGAGAAUGCAAAAGUUGGCUUGCAACUCAACAUAAGAAAACUAAUAUCAUGGCAUCUAGUCCUAUCACUUCCUGGCAAAAGUGCUAGCACUUUAUAAAUCCAGGACUCAAUCCUUUAGAAAAUUUCAGAGAGUUUUUGUCCUCUAUGGUGAAGCACAACAGUGGAGCCCUGUUUCCCCACAAAGGCUUUCCAGGUGGAUUGUGCACACCAUAUCCCUGAUGUAUGAGCUCUCUGGAGUUCAGCUCUCCAGAACUGUUAAAGCACACUCUACCAGAGCUACCUCUACCUCCACCACUCUCUAUGCUGGAGUGUCACUCACUGACUUAUACCCUUCAACCUUUAUUCACUAUUACAGUUGAUGUUAACUCCAGGAAGGACUGUGCCUUCAGCAGAGUGGUCUGAUGAACAACACCACCCUCCUCAUUGAGGUGAGCUUGCCAGUCUACAUGUAUGAUGCACAGAGACCACAAAGAAUAAAGGCGGGUUUCCUUAUCUGUAACUGUUGUUCUUUGAGUGGUCAUCUGUGCAUUCGCACAUACCCACCCGCCAACCUCUCUGGUGUCUCUCAUUUGACACAUGGGUUGCACAUCUCUUGAUGUGACUAUGAUGGCAGUCUCAGUCUCGAACUGAGGUCUCAGUGGGAGCCCUGCCCACAUGCUAGUCACGUUGGGGGCUAGGAUCCUGCCGAAUAAUAAUUAAUCAGCUUUGGAAUCUUCCCAAAAACUGCUCCACACAUGCACAAAGAGCCCUGCAUGCACAGAUAAGCACUCAAAGAAUGACAGUUACAGGUAAGGAAACCUGCCUUUCUCCCCUCUACCUAGUAAUAGGCAACCUGAUUCCCUCCAGAUGUUUUAGACAACAAUCACCAUAAUUCCUGACCACUUGCCAUGCUGGCUGGGGCUUGUAGGAAUACUAGGCAGAAAUAUCUGAAAAGUGCUAGGUAGCCUGUCCUCUGGUUUUGCUGCCUUUUCAUCUGUGGAAAAAAUGCACACUGUAACAAUGUCAUAAUUGUAAGCUAAGCUAGACAUUCUUGAGUGAGAGAAGGGGAAUUCAUUUUAGAGUUGCCAUUAAUGGCAGCAGUCCCUUGUCUUUUCCAACAUGUAAUUCCCCUCUGAGACUGCUGUGCUGAGGGGGCAGCACAGAUCGACCAAGCCUUGCUGAAUUGGAGCCCCUACAGCACAGUUACACUUUGGGAGAUUGUUUUUUUAUAAUUGUAGGAACACACGACUGAACAUGUAGAACACGUAGCUCUAAAGCCUUUUUUUAAAGUAAAGUUACUGUUGCCUUCUGACUACAGAGAAUUGGAUGCUGUGAUCGCUGUUAAACUUCAUUUUGUUGGGGUUCAAUAAAAAAACAAG